UCCCCAAACUUCUAAAAAUCUCAAUUUUAAUAGUGUGCGUGCUUCUUUUUUAAUCCCCAAUUCCCUCCGAUUUGACCGGAUUUCUAAUUUCUCCACUAAAAGGCGAAUCUAAACUGGGUUAAAAUACAAUAUUUUUCCGGAUGAACCCAUAGAUGUCCCUUGAAUGGCGAAUAUCAUAUCGGCAAUGGAGAGCGCGCGAAUAAUUCAAAAAAAAAAACCUUCCACUUUCCAUUGAGUUUCCCUGAUCGGUUGCGCACCACCGAUGGAAUGAAACUCUUCGGCUGUUGGAAUUCGAGCUGCCAUGGCGCGUUUUGUGGCCACAAUUAAGGCGAUAUUUACGCGAGUUGUUUUUGCGGCCCACGGCUUUUUGGGUAUCUGGCAAGUGACGAUUUUCAAGAAAAACUCCUUUUACUGGUACCUGAGCUCGCCAAUUUUGCUGCUUUUCUUCGAGGGCAUUUUCACGUUGACCAUCAAGAAGAACCAGGAGUGGAAAUGGUUUUGUCCUUCAGUGUUUCUUUAUUUGGCCAGCAUUGUUCCGGCAAUUUGGCUCUUGGAAUUGGAUAAAGUGGAUAAACGGAUGAGAGCUAAAGGGCUGGAAUUGCCGAUGAACUUUACUGCGGAUGGACAACUUAAGGAUUUGCACAAUUUAAUUGGGGUUGGUAUUAAAUUGCCAGACAUUUCUCUGAGCACCGAAACCUGGAUAACUUUGAUCGAGCAAUUUCUGAUGUUGAUUCUGAUCAUUGGAAGAUGGAUGUUGCCUAAAGGCGACCUCACCAGGGAUCAAUUGAGCCAACUCCUGCUGGUUUACAUCGGAACAGCGGCUGACAUUAUCGAGUUUUUCGACUCGUUCAAAGACGAUAAAAUCGCUGGCGAACCCAUUUUGGUACUGUUAACUUUGGCCAUUUGGUCCUGGAGCCUGAUGCAGUUCACUGUGGUGCUGACAGCCACAAAGUCCAGAAAAUCCCGACUGACCUCUACCAKAKCCACAAUUAAAACGUCGGAGAGCUGUUGCACCAUCGAUGUGUGGGGCAUCGCCCUCAAUAUCACCCUUCAAGACGCCCCGUUCUUGGUCUUCCGCCUGCUGCUGAUCACCCACUUUAAAAUCAUCAGCUACAUGAACGUGUUCUUCACCUGCAAGAAUACGCUGGUGAUUCUGCUGCAGCUCUAUCGGCUCUAUGUGGUCCACAGCGAACACUCUAAGAAACAGGGCGACGUUGAGCUCUCCAACAUUUCCAUCAUCUCCAAAGGAGAUAUGUUUGGAGGGCGGAAAAGUGGCAGGAAGCGCAGCCUGGAGGGCAGCAGAAGGCAUCGGAGUCGGAAAGUUGCGGACUUUGAGGACAACGUGGAGGCAGCCGAUAGCGAGGAGAGCGCAAGAAGCAAAAAAAAGCCCAACAAAAGCUUGAGGAAGGACACGGGGUAUUCAACGGGCAGUUCUCGCACCAGCAUCAGGCACCCGAAGAAAUUACCCUCCAAAAAUCGGGACGAGGACGAAAGUCCCAGUAGAAGAAACAAGCAGAAGCUGAGACGCUCCGACAGAGAAACCAGAGGACAAAAGCGACUGGAGGCGCCUCUUUCAGAAGAAAGUGAAAGCGAAGAGUACAAACCGGCAAAGGAGAAGUUGAAGCCGAAGAGGAGAUACGAACGGCAGCCCACGAUGUCGCUCAACACCAGCGAUCCAUCAUCAGAAUGACGCCAUCAGUUGGCUAUAAUGGCGAUCUUCUGCUUGUAUCUCUUCAUCUUCAUCUGUUGCCUGUUCUUUAUAUACUGCGGCGUCGCUUCGGAGGGUCUCAUUAUAGCCAAGGUGAACAAAACCAAUAAAACCAUUGUUUAGCUGCUUCAAAGUCCUCAAAACCACAUGUUGAAGUAAAUAAAAACUAUACGUUAAAUUAGGAAUAAAACUCGGUUACUGAAA
Messenger RNA from Dendroctonus ponderosae (mountain pine beetle), 1912 nucleotides. Its product is annotated as transmembrane protein 26. NCBI's taxonomy places the organism in Eukaryota, Metazoa, Arthropoda, Insecta, Coleoptera, Curculionidae. Bases 302 to 1690 code for a protein of 462 amino acids. The record is from RefSeq and is a predicted model, not a curated record. The transcript has 7 exons.